AUUCGCAUCCCAAAAACAGAAAACUAACUGUACCCCCGAGUGCUUCCUGUGGCGCCAAAGGAGAAAGGUUGCAGCAACAAGACUAGUAGAGGAAAGGCAAUGGUGAGGAGGAAGUCGAAGUCGCCGGCCGUGUCGCCGACGACGCUGGGUGACCUCCCCGACAAGCUCCUCGAGCACAUCCUCGUCCGCGUCGCGUCGCCGGUCUGGCUCACCCGCGCCGCAGCGACGUGCAAGCGAUGGCGCCGCAUAGUCGCCAACGACAACUUUCCGUUUCAUAUGGAUCGCCGGCUCCCGAAUCCGGUUGCCGGCCACUACCAUUAUUCUCGCCGCCGGGCCGACGGCCGCGGCCGCAGCAGCCGGCUGAUCACCUUCGUCCCCUCCUCGUCCGCUGUCGCGCUCGGCGUCGACGCGCGCCGCCACUUCUCCCUCGACUUCCUCCCCGGCGGCCGCUCCUCCUGGGACCUCGUGGACAGCCACAGCAGCAUCCUCCUCCUCGCCGCAACCAGCUCGACACGGCGCCGCGGCCACCGCCGCGGCCUCUUCCCCGACCUCGUCGUCUGCGAGCCGGUGACGCGGCGGUACAAACUGAUCCCUCGCAUGGAGGAGAUGAAGCACCAGCGCUGCCUCGGCGUGUUCCUGCAAAGCUACCCCACGAGCAGCACCAGCAACAGGAGCAGCAUCAUGUCAAGCUUACGGGUGAUUUGCGUGGUGUACAUCGAGUACAGCGGCGUGUCCGAUGGCAUGGGCACCGUCAGGGCCUGUGUGUUCGACCCGAACGGAAGCAACAGCUGGAAACCGAGGCCACGCAGCGCCUGCUGGUACAUGUUCAAACCGUCCUGGAACAUGGCCAAGCACGGCAUACAUCUCCGGGGCUCUGAACACGCGCGCCUUCUCGGCCACGCGGCGGGCGCCGUGUUCUGGGCCGUUGGAGGUGAUGACACCUUGCUAGUCCUCGACAAGUGGAGGACUGAGUUCGAGGUCCUCCGCUUACCGGGCAGUGUCCGAGCUUCGGGGCUCCGAGCGAUCGUUGAUGGUGGCAAUGGUGACAACGAUGGCAAGUUGCGUGUUGUAUGUUUGGAUGAGGAAAAUGUCGUAAGGGUGUUCGCGACAUGGCGGGGUCAGCAUAGCAACGGCGAGUGGGUGCUUCAGAAGAGUCUCAGGUUAGAGGAGUCCACCAUGGGAUUGGCUGGGUACAAGGCUGGACGCGGCGGCGCCGCCAUGGUUGUCGCGGCGGCGACCGCCGGAUCGGUUGUGUUAGCUCCGGUGGAAGGGAUGACUUGGAUGUUCUCCGUCGACCUUGAGACCAUGGAGAUAGCUGAAUGCAAGGAGGUAAGCGUGGCUGUUUACCCUUGUGAGCUGCCAUGGCGGCCUACGCUGCGAGCUUGUGUAACGCGUUGUGAGAGACGGGGCCGAGGUCGUUGCUCUCACAUAUGUAUUUGUGACGAUGCUUAAUGUUCUUAACUUUAGAAGUUAAUGUUCUAUACUGGAAUUUGAAGACCUCCUUUCAAACU
Messenger RNA from Oryza sativa Japonica Group (Japanese rice), 1511 nucleotides. RefSeq lists its product as uncharacterized. The record is from RefSeq and is a predicted model, not a curated record. Gene Ontology annotation, molecular function: protein binding. Lineage: Eukaryota; Viridiplantae; Streptophyta; Magnoliopsida; Poales; Poaceae.